GUAACACAGUCAUCACAGGCGUUGUGUCGCGGACAGGAGGAGGUGAGCUGCUGCUUCUCGGUUGAGGCCUAAGAUGGCUUGUGCACCUUUCGGGAGAGGGCAAGGGGGGAAGAGUGAGAAAGACAGGAAGGAAGAAAAUUCAAAGAUUCCUCAGCCAGGGGAAGCAGCAUCUCUGUGCACCUUGUUAAGCGCCUUCAGAAUAUUGUAUGUUUCAAUGCGAUCAACCCUCAUUCUUCUAAACUCCAGAGAAGUGAUGUGAAGACCAAAGAAGAAUGGGCGGGAAAGGCGAAAUGAAUUCCAUCACCAUAUCUGUGGAGGGAAUGACCUGUAACUCCUGUGUGCAGACCAUUGAACAACAGAUUGGAAAAUUACAUGGAGUCUGCAAAAUAAAGGUAUCCCUUGAAAAUCAUAAUGUUGCUAUUGUGUACAAUCCAGAGUUUCAGACCCCAGAGUCAAUCCAGGAAGCAAUCGAUGACAUGGGAUUUGAAGCUACAUUGACGGAUGCAAGUCCAAUGUCUGUCACACCAGAGUCAGCCCUUCUCAAUAAUGAAAGGGGGCUUGCUCCUGAGCCUAGCCAGCAGACUGUAAGCCAAGUGCCCAGCAUAAAGGACAGUGAGGGAAAAAGGUUACUUGAUGAAAAUGAUGCAACCUUGGCCUUUGUCCCCACCACAAGAAGUCUCAACAAGGAAAUCAGUAACUUGGCUGUGGACAGUCCUCCAGUGGACAAGAAGCUGUCGAUGCCUGAAGAAACUCGGUCACACCAAGGCAGUGAAAUGGUGGUGAAGAUGAGGGUCGAAGGAAUGACUUGUCACUCCUGUAGCAGCACGAUUGAAGGCAAGAUUGGGAAGCUGCAAGGUGUCCAGCGCAUUAAAGUUUCUUUGAAUAGUCAGGAAGCCACGAUUGUGUACCAAGCCCACCUCAUCACACCAGAGGACCUCAGGACUCAAAUCGAAAGUGCUGGAUUUAUUGCCACAAUCAAAACCAAGGCCAAACCUCUGAAGCUUGACUUUAACAUUGAGCGCCUAAUAAAUGCAACUCAGGUGACCAAACUUGACCCACAGGAGGUGACCAACAGACAAACAAACUUGAUCCUCAGAAUAGAUGGCAUGCACUGCGGUUCCUGUGUAACGAACAUUGAGAGUAACGUAUUGGAACUCCCAGCUGUGCACAACAUCAAGGUUUCUUUGGAAUCUAAGAGUGCUACCAUACAAUACAACCCAGCCAUGAUUACUCCAAAUGCCUUAAAACAGGCUAUUGAGGCCUUGCCGCCAGGAAAUUUCAAAGUUUCACUCCCCAAUGAAUGUCACUCUGAAAAACCUGCUCUUAGUGCUGCUCAGCAUCCUUUGCUAUCUUCACCACAGCCGCCUGCUUUGGAUUUAAGGAAGCAUUGGUUGAGCAGUGUGACAGUAAUUAAUAUUAAAGGAAUGACUUGUAAUUCUUGUGUGAAAUCUAUCGAAGAAAACAUUUCAAAUAAAAGUGGAGUGAUAUCAAUUCAUGUUUCUCUAGCACAGCAGAAUGGAACUGUGGAGUAUGAUCCUCUAUUUACCAACCCCGAGGAACUGAGGGACAUGAUAGAUGACAUGGGAUUUGAGGCCAUUCUUCCUGCAAGUACAGAACCUGCAGUGUUACCCACAGAAGUUUUGCCCAAAGUGUCUGUAAAAGACAAAAAAUUGAGGAAUGGGCUACGUGAAACUGGGAUGACCAACAUGAAAGGGGAGAUGCUAUCACAGGAGCCGGGCAUCACCCAACAGAACAUGGAGGCUCUAGCGCCAGAAAAAUGUUUUAUUCAGAUUACCGGCAUGACCUGUGCAUCCUGUGUGGCUAACAUUGAGAGGAACUUGAAACAGGAGGAUGGAAUAUAUUCUGUAUUGGUCGCCCUAAUGGCUGGAAAGGCAGAAGUGAGGUAUAACCCAAGGAUCGUAAAGCCCCCAGACAUUGCUGAGUUGAUAAAGGAACUGGGCUUUGGAGCUUCUGUGCUGGAGGACUAUGAUGGAUCAGAUGGUCAAUUGGAACUUGUUGUGCGAGGGAUGACUUGUGCCUCAUGUGUUCAUAAUAUUGAAUCAACACUUAUGAAAACCAAAGGUAUACUCUAUACGUCAGUUGCUCUUGCAACCAAUAAGGCUCACAUCAGAUUUGACCCAGAGUGCAUUGGCCCUCGUGAUGUCAUCAAAUGCAUUGAGGAUCUAGGCUUUGAAGCUUCCUUAGUCAAAAGAGAUCGCUCUGCAAGUCACCUGGAUCACAGAGAAGAAAUCCGUCGGUGGAGGAGAUCCUUCUUGAUCAGUCUAUUUUUUUGCAUUCCUGUGAUGAUCAUGAUGAUUUACAUGAUAGUUGCAGACCAUGCUUUCUACAAGAGCCAUCAGAAUAGCUCGAGUACUAACGAGCUUGAAAAACACCAUGCUUCCAUGUUUCUGGAGCGACAGCUCCUUCCUGGGUUAUCCAUUAUGAAUUUGCUGUCCUUCAUUCUCUGUAUUCCAGUUCAGUUUGUAGGUGGAUGGUACUUCUAUAUCCAAGCGUACAAGGCACUGAAACACAAAACUGCCAACAUGGAUGUGCUGAUAGUUCUGGCUACAACUAUUGCUUUCUUGUACUCCUGUGUCAUUCUGGCCAUUGCUAUGAUAGAAAAGGCCAAAGUAAACCCUAUAACUUUCUUCGAUACACCUCCAAUGCUGUUUGUCUUCAUUGGCUUGGGGCGGUGGCUUGAGCAUAUAGCUAAGGGUAAGACAUCGGAAGCACUUGCAAAGCUGAUGUCAUUGCAGGCAACUGAGGCAACUAUAGUGAAGAUAAGUGAGAGCCAUUCCAUUUUAAGUGAAGAGCAAAUCGACGUAGAGUUGGUACAACGUGGGGAUAUUGUAAAGGUGGUUCCAGGUGGAAAAUUCCCUGUCGAUGGCAGAGUUAUUGAAGGGCAUUCAAUGGCUGAUGAAUCUCUGAUUACUGGUGAAGCAAUGCCAGUCACUAAAAAACUGGGGAGCAGUGUGAUCGCAGGUUCCAUUAAUCAGCACGGAGCUUUAUUGAUUGAAGCUACUCAUGUUGGUUCUGAAACCACCCUCUCCCAGAUUGUGAAACUUGUAGAAGAAGCUCAAACCUCUAAGGCCCCCAUUCAACAGUUUGCAGAUAAACUGAGUGGAUACUUUGUCCCAUUCAUCGUUGGGGUUUCUGUUGCUACUCUGAUUGCCUGGAUUAUCAUAGGAUUUUUUAAUUUUAACCUUGUGGAAGAAUAUUUCCCUGGUUACAACAAAAGCUUGUCACAGCCUGAGGUGAUUGUGCGCUUUGCAUUCCAAGCCUCUAUCACUGUCCUUUGCAUUGCGUGCCCCUGUGCAUUGGGAUUAGCAACGCCUACCGCAGUAAUGGUGGGAACUGGAGUAGGUGCACAGAAUGGUAUCCUAAUUAAAGGAGGGGAACCACUGGAGAUGGCACACAAGAUUAAUACAGUCGUUUUUGAUAAAACUGGAACAAUCACUCAUGGAACACCCAGAGUGAUGAACCUGAAGAUGCUGUCAGAGAAUAAUUACAUAUCUCAGAUGAAGCUGUUGGCCAUUGUUGGCACUGCAGAAACAAACAGUGAGCAUCCAUUGGGUGUAGCAGUAACCAAGUACUGUAAACAGGAACUAGGUUCAGAUGUGCUUGGCUCAUGUUCGGAUUUUCAAGCAGUUGCUGGCUGUGGCAUCAUGUGCAAAGUCUCCAACAUUGACUCACUACUAAGCCAAAAGAAUCUUGAGGUUGAGCAGAACACAGUGCUGAUACAGAUCAAUGAGAAAAGCAGUGGUGAUGGCUCAUCGCACCCUUUAAUCAAAGAGCCCCAAUCGGAAAGUUCAGGGAAAUCGCAGAUCUUUUCGGUACUGAUUGGAAAUCGUGAAUGGAUGAAGAGGAACGGUCUACAUGUUGGUAAUGAUGUGGACAGUUACAUGAUAGAACAUGAAAGCCAGGGACACACAGCGAUACUGGUCUCUGUGGAUGGGGUACUGUGUGGAUUGAUAGCAAUUGCAGACGCUGUGAAGCCAGAAGCAGAUUUAGCUGUCUACACACUAAACAGUAUGGGGCUGGAAGUCGUUCUUAUGACUGGAGACAACAGUAAAACAGCCAGGGCCAUUGCUGCUCAAGUUGGCAUCACCAAGGUGUUUGCUGAAGUCCUACCCUCACACAAAGUAGCGAAAGUGGAACAGCUGCAGAAACAAGGGAAGAUUGUGGCAAUGGUGGGCGAUGGUGUGAAUGACUCCCCAGCAUUGGCAAUGGCUGAUGUCGGAAUUGCCAUUGGCACAGGCACAGAUGUAGCCAUUGAAGCAGCUGAUGUUGUUUUGAUUCGGAAUGACCUCCUUGAUGUAGUGGGAAGUAUUCACUUAUCUAAAAAGACCGUCCAGCGAAUUCGGAUAAAUUUUGUGUUUGCUUUAAUAUAUAAUAUUGUUGGCAUUCCCAUUGCUGCUGGUGUCUUCUUACCUGUGGGACUGAUAUUACAACCGUGGAUGGGAUCUGCUGCAAUGGCAGCGUCAUCUGUUUCUGUGGUGCUUUCUUCUCUAUUAUUAAAGCUUUACAAGAAACCCGAUCCUGCCAGGUUAGAAAACAGAGCUCGGAAUCACAUGAAGCAGAAGUCUCUGUCUGACAUCAGCGUGCACAUUGGUAUGGGUGAGGCUAGGCGGGAGUCGCCAAAGCUAAGCCUAUUGGACCGAGUGGUACACUACAGCCGAGCCUCCAUUAAUUCUCUCAGGUCUGAAAGGCGAUCCAUGACCAACAUCCCUCUACAUGAUCCAGACAAAAAUAAUCUCCUUUUGGGGAGAGAUGAGGAUGAGGCAGUCUGAGCAAAGCCCCGGUUGUAUGCAGGAGAUUUGCAAGAUCUGUUCUCCCAAACACAGUACCUUCUCAGCCUCUACGUCUCACAAGGAUUGGACUCUCGGGGACAAGCGAAGGAUGGGGCAGAUUUGUGUUUUGCUGUGAGCUAGUAUACUUGAUACACUACUGUAUAAUUGUAAUUUAUCUCUUUUUUCAAACUUUAUUUUUUUAAUCUUUUCUGUGUUUCAGGCUCCUGGUAAUCUCCUUUUGUACCCAGGAGGGAAAAGAUGUUUUGAAUAACAGUCUCCUGAUUUUUCUCUUGUGCAUGAAUCAUGAAUCCCUACCCUCCAUGAUCAACCAGCAGAAUUCAGAUAGACAUGUUGAAUGUCAGUUUUUCUUGCUUUCACACAGAACUCCAUCUCCAUCUAGAAGCCCACACCUUUAAUUUGUACCAUUGCGGGCUGGAGGUUUUGAAUGACUGGACUGAAUUCCUAACGACUUCAGUUGUGUGAAGCACAUUGAGCCACUUUAGUGAUUUGGAAUGGUGCCUAUGGCACUCUUUCCUAUCUAGCAAGGACCAAAUUCAUCCUUUGAGCUGAUCACUAACUAUUCCAUGUCCUUAUAUUUUUCUAUUAAUUAAAGGGUAAUGCAAUAUGUAGGACAAGCCAAAGUGACCUCAGAAAUCCCAGAUUCUGUAGUAAUGGCUGAAUCUGAUAAACGGGUACGUGGUGUAAUUAACCAAACAUAGCAGACACACAACAUGAUGGAGAUGCUUUUCAACAAAAGCUGUGCAGUGAGUUCUGUUUGUUCUGGCAAGAUUAUACUCUUGCUGUGAUUUUAAAUGGCACCUGAAUAUUGAGGUUCCAAAUUGAAGGACAUUAAAAAUGUUGGAUCUAUUUUCCAAACUCUUAUGUGAAAGAAACUUUACUCAACAACUUUAAAAAUGCUGGUUAGCGUUUUUCAUUGUAUCUUACUUGGAGCUGUGUAUAGCUCCAUCAUUUGUGUUUAAAUGAAUGCUGAAUACAGUUGGUGCUAGACACAGCAGACGAUCCUUCACAGCAUCGUCCUUCUGCCCAACAUCCUACCCCCAUCUUUUUUUUAAAACUUUCGUACUGAUGCCUGGAAUUGUUUUUAUUUGCUUUUAAAUGAGGAACCAGCCAAUCUGUGUUGGCUAGAUUCUUACAGAGAAGAAUCAUUCUACCAUAUUUUCCUCAUCUGCUAUUAAAAGAAUUGGAUUAGUUGCUCAGCCCCUCCCCAGCUGUUUCCUGACUCAUUUUAGCAGCAGAGUAGAAAUGACAGUUUAAUUCUAGAGAAAAAUCCAAAGUUUGGAAGGGUACUUGUCAUUAAGGGAAAUGGUUUUUUUUUUUUACUUCAAUUUGUUUUGUGCACACCUAGUACUAUAAGUGUAUCAUGGACUACAGGUGCAAUGUUGAAGUGUUUGUUGUAUCACAAUGAAGUACAUUAUCUCUAGUUUUGCAGAAAAAUGAAAAACUUAACAGUUUCUUCCCAAGGGAAUGAACUACUUCAGCUAAUCAAUAAGGCUGUAACGUUAAAAAUCUUGUAAGUUAAAUGUUGUUGUAAAAUGAAUGUGUCUCCCUGUUUAAAAAUCAGGUCACUCCAAAUUUGUAUAUAAAAUGAUGUGAGUGAAGAUGUCAUUGAUAGUGGGACUUCUAGAAAAUCACAGUUAGAUCUGCAUGAUUUUUAUGCCAGCUAGAUUGUAGGAUCAAACUACCAUUGUAUUUUUCACCUCAUUGAUGCUUUGGCCUCACUACAAAGCCUUAGGUCAGUGUGAAAAUGCAAACUGUACACAAGAUUCUAUGACAAUAGAAUUAAUUAAUAAUUCAGUUAAUUCCUCUUGGGCGUUUACAUGUUGUAACCUGGUGAGCUCUCAUUGUGCAAAUGCAAGAUGUCUGUUAUAAACGACACAUCUAUUUUGUUCUCUCAAUCUAUUCAAUUCAUGGACUCCUAAGAUAUGCAAUUGUUUCACUUCAGUAUUUGUUCAUUGACUUUUUUUUACCAUAUCAAGUGUAUCGCUGUCAUCCACACUUUGUUCUCCCUAUUAUACUUUGCAUACAUUGAUAUUUGGACACCUAUCCACCUAGCAUUCAUUUCAACUCAUACUGUUCAACCAGUUGUUAUCUUACCAUUGUGAAGAGAAAACAUUUCUUUUCCAGUAUUUCUCCAUUUCUAAGUGUACUGACAUUGUACUGGGAUAUCGAACUGGCAGCUCUUUGGUACCUCAUCUACGUGCUUAAUCCUAAGAUGUGACCCUAAACGUUGUGUGCCAGGGCCAUACCAGUUGAAGCCCAGUCCUACCAUGAUAUAAUAUCUACAUACACGUUUUGCAGCAAGGACCAUUAGAUAAUGUUGAGGGGAAACAAUCCUUACUGACUUUCUGCCCUAUGUCCCCUGCUCAAGCCAAAAAUGCUAGGGCCAUUUCUAUACAACUCUAAAUAACAUGAUCUAAUGCAUCACAGACCAAGAUUGGACCCAAGAUCUAAGUGAUGUCUCGAACUCGCGCUUGAAAGUAAAUUUAUCCAUCGGGUUACCAGUGCAGAAAUGUUGAUAAUAGGCUGCAACUUAAUGCAAGAGAUUAUUAACUUCAGCAGAUGCUGGGUAUUACUGUCCCAAAAGUACCACCAGAUGUUCAGUAUUCUUUGUCUUUUCAAUAAGCUAUAGACUAUAAUGAUUUUGUUUUUUAAAACCUUCAUGUUGGUGACAUUGUGACAAUUGAUAAUUCUUUAGGAAUAUAUGAUAAAUGGCAACUUGUAACUAAUACUAAAGCAACAACAGUUAAUUAUUUUUCUAGUAGAAUGCAGAAAAUAUAUAUUUAAGUCCACAAAUUUAUUUAUAAUGUUACACUCAGUUCUAGUCAUUUAAUAUGUUUGCAUCACAUUUGAGAUUGCAUCUAUAAAGUCAGUAAGAAUGGACAUUUUGGAUUUAAAAUGGUGACAGAUGCUUUGCUUUAGGAAUUUCAGCAGACUUUGGGGAAUCCACUUUGUUUUUCAUCCUCUCCAUUCACAAUGGGGAAAUAAUUAGGUAAGAGGGAGAGAUUCCGAAAAGAAAAACGUGAAUCUCCAACAAUGAAGCAGGUUAAAAUUGCUUUAGAAAAUAAUCGCAAAUGAAAUUAAUAGUUUUAUAUUUGUGAUUUUUUUUUCUUGCUGAAAUUAUUGAAACUAAAUUAGAAAAUUGCAAAGAAGAAAAUGUUGGUGUUAAUGUUGGCAUUUCCUGAUAAUGCUUCAUUAGGAACAUGCUUUGGUCAAAAUUAGAGAGCCUUUAUUGCUAUAGUUUUCAGUUUUAAUGUAGGAAUCAUCAAUGAUGUAUCCAAGAUUGCAAUGCAGCAGAUAAUGUUCUAUUGAGGAGUUGCUAUACUAACACUAUUGUUGUCCUAUUGUUGACUCUAUCAAAGUUCAUAUAUCUAUUUGCUUUUGUCUUUUUAAGCAAUUGGAGCUGAAACCUUGGCUCGGUUUCUUAUUCCUCAAGUGAACAUUAGGUUAUCUGCCAUUAAUACUUAAAUAUAUCAAAGGCAGUUUCAUAAAAUCAUUACAUCUGCCUCUGUUAUAGUAUAACAUGCAAUACCUUGGCAAAGGCCCCACCUCCAAGCUGCUCUCAUGAACAUGGAAGAUUUUACCUAUUAAUCUAGUAGGAAAAUAUUUUCAGCUACAUCACGUUACUUUGGUGCUAAAAUUUCCAGCCUGUUUUACUGUGUAUCCCUGGUCACAAGCUAAGAGCAGAUGUGGAAGGUCGUGCUGCCAAACAUAACUGACCUAAUUAGGAAAAAAACUACUGUGACUCAUCACAACAUCCAACUGUCUCUGAAAUGACUGCAGGAAUUUUCUUUCCAGUAUCCUACUCAAAAGAGCUUUCCAUGCACUCAUAUCUUGUAUGAAGAAGGACUUCCUGAUAUUGGUUCUAAAUUUGUCUCCCAUCACUUUGAACUUGUGCCCCUUCUUCUUUUAAGACAUACCUCUGUGCCCCUUCUUCUUUUAAGACAUACCUCAAUGUGAGCUCUGGGCUUCUUUUCCAUGGCAUUUACUUAUUCCACUGCAGCUUUGUCUCAAGACUAAAGAGAGCAGCACCCUCAAAACAGUGUUCAUGUAUACAUUGACAUAAAAGGGAAUCUUUAAGUUGUUUGCUUGCAGAAGUCAGUGCUGAGCCAACGGACUGUCUACUGGGCAAGUUCUGACUGAAUUUUUGUAACUUAAUACUUUAUAUAGUUUUUCACUAAGGUUCAAUGUACUAACAAACCAAUCACACUCCCUCAGCAAUUUUAGGGUGAAGUUUGCACAAAUGUGAAUGUAACAGGAUUGAUUUGAAUUUUUUUUUACCAAACUUACAAUUCUUUUGUUUAAUGUGUUCUUUUGUCACAAUGCAAUCCAAACUCCCCUAAAUGCUCUCCCACUGAUAUGAGAAAAUUGAUCACAUUAAGUCGAGAUGGGAACGAAUAGUCACAAAUCAAUUAUUUGAAGAUGGGUUAUCCUGUUCCUGAGUAGUUCCUAAGUUGUAAAGCCUUUGUCCUAAAAUGAUUUUUAAAAAUAUCUAAUUAUUGUGCAAUUCAAUUAAUAUUAUUACUGUUGAAUUUAUUUAUGUACUUAAAUAAUAAAGCUACUGCUAACUCUGGGGGAAAAAAUGUGUGCCUUAAAUAUAAGGUAUGUUUUGAGUGUUUUUCUUAAUGGAUUUAUAAGAGAAGUACUUCAAAAAAAAAACUUUCCUUGUUUCAUAACGUACUCCAUUACCACCCCUGCCAUUUUGGAAUUUGAUUUCCAGGUAGCUAGACUAUUCCAUUAUGAACUUGUACAGCAUUGUAGAGAAUAUGUAUGUUUUGGAAAAGUUACUCAAAGAAUUGGAUUGUGUUGCCUAAAGUUGUGGUGGGCUACCACUUGAACAAUUAAAAAUGCCUUGUGCUGCCUUUGAGACAUGGAUUUUAGUGUAUUAAUUGAUGAUUUAUAUUCUCUUUUGGAGUAAACUGAGUCAAUGUUAUUUGUAAGCUAGCUGGUGUGGAAGUAGCUGAGGCUUAAGUAAGAGUAAAGAACACACGGACAACGUGUCUGGCAUGAAUGGAACAUUACUCCAUGGAGGGAAAUAGCUGUUUCAACAGAAUUAGAAGCAAAAAAAAUUAUAAUUUGCUCCGUGCCUAAUGUUGAUGCAGAAACAAUAAGUAUUUUAUGUGGUCUUUUUGGGGUAGCUUUUUUAAAAAAAUAAAUUCUGUGUAUUUGCCUUGAAUUUUGGAUCACACUUAUUUUGAUUUAUGAGAUCCGAUUUGUCACGAUAGUGGACAUUAUGUCGGUGUGAGAGCGACCACAGCCUACAACUUCACCAUGGACAAAUUGAACUGCUUGAAGAAGAUAUUUUAAAAAAAAUACAAGACAGGAUGCUAUCAAAAGAUGGCUAAUACGGUAAAGGGACCCCUUCUGGAAAAUUCCUACAUGGAUUGUAUUGGCAGACUUGUCCUAAGAGGUUGCAUGGAGUUUCACACCUCAAGAGGUGUCAAGGCCCACUUCAAACAGAGAUACUUGAAGGGAAGGUAUAUGAAAUGCAAAAGGCCAGACUUUUAAUUCACUGUUUCCAUGAAGACAAGAGAAACUGUCCCCUUCCCACCCAGCCAGCAACAUCCCUUCAGACAUCCAAAAACCAUCUCCUGUUGACUUAUAUCUCAGAAUGUGUCAAAAGGUUUCUGAGAUGAAAGCUAAAUGGACUUUGGAUGCAAGACAUGCACCCCCCCCCCACCACCACCACCCCAAACCGGGACUAUGCAGAGAAAUGAGUUUAAAACUGGUUCUAUCAACCAGUAUUAGGCAGAGCAGAAGAACAAUGACAAAGAAACAAGAAGAACACUUUUCUGUAUGUGUGUGUCUUUCUCACUCUUGCUGAAAACAAGUGUCUUUAAGACAAAGUGAGAGAAGCAAGAAGAAACACACCAGUCUUCUAAGAAUACUGCUGGUGAAUAGCAGGAUCUCUCUCUCUCUAGAGACAAGUGUAAUUUAGCAGAGAUGGAUGGCAAGCGGGAAGAAACAGGACAGCCUCCUCGGUCACUCCUGCAGAGUUGAGCAGGCCAUCUCUCUGUGGGGACGAGCCAACAAAUGUCUCCAACAGGCUGCAAAACUGCCAAAGUCAGCUCCAGCAUUCUACUGAAAUCACCUAACAGCCACAACGUACCACCAUCUAUGCCUCACAGACAAGCCAAAGAAUUAUUUGUAUAUUCUUUUUAAUUUUUAUUUGAACCCUUAACUUCCUUUUUUAAUCUGUGUGCAUGUGUGUUGCGUCUAUUAUUUUUCCUCCAGCUUUAGUGACUAAUAAACAUACUCUUUGACUCAAAA
Messenger RNA from Carcharodon carcharias (great white shark), 11078 nucleotides. RefSeq names its product copper-transporting ATPase 1-like. Gene Ontology annotation, molecular function: ATP binding; ATP hydrolysis activity; ATPase-coupled monoatomic cation transmembrane transporter activity. Gene Ontology annotation, cellular component: membrane. The transcript is spliced from 25 exons. Gene Ontology annotation, biological process: monoatomic cation transport. Bases 273 to 4790 code for a protein of 1505 amino acids. The record is from RefSeq and is a predicted model, not a curated record. NCBI's taxonomy places the organism in Eukaryota, Metazoa, Chordata, Chondrichthyes, Lamniformes, Lamnidae.